AUGCGACAGUACUAUCUUAUGGUUGAAGUGAUUGAAGCGUCGUCAGAAACUCUCAGGAAGAGUAUGCAGAAGGCUAAAGAUCUUGAUCAGGUUAUCGAUGCGCACAACAAGUUUCUCUCCGAGGUAGUCACGAACUCACUGCUGGGCGAUGUCACCUCAGAACUGUUUGCCAUGAUAAAGACGAUAGCGGGUAAUAUCCUAGGCUUCUGCCAGUUCCUCGAGAACUUCAGAGCCGUCGCCACACAAGAACAUACCACGCGACAACAAGCUGAGACCGACCGAAUCGAGCGAGGCAGCCGUGGCGAAUGGGCCACGUCACGCAAAGACACCGCUGCCGAAGAGGAAAAAAUGGCCGUGUUUAGUCAGGACAUUAAGCGAUUCAGUUCAAAAGUCAGUCGAUUCAACAACAACUUCAGGAGCCGUGCUAAGAUUUUAGUGGAAUUGCUGAACGAGAGUCAGUCGCCCAGCAUGCGCAGCCUUGCCACCCGUCUAGAUUUCUCUGGGUACUUCUCAUCGGUCAAACAGUCGGCUGACGGCUUCCAGAGCUAUAGUGAUGCUCAAUAA
Sphaeroforma arctica JP610 is the source of this 564-nucleotide messenger RNA. RefSeq lists its product as hypothetical. Gene Ontology annotation, molecular function: gamma-tubulin binding; microtubule minus-end binding. Bases 1 to 564 code for a protein of 187 amino acids. The transcript is spliced from 5 exons. Gene Ontology annotation, cellular component: gamma-tubulin small complex; equatorial microtubule organizing center; spindle pole. Lineage: Eukaryota; Ichthyosporea; Ichthyophonida. Gene Ontology annotation, biological process: cytoplasmic microtubule organization; microtubule nucleation; mitotic cell cycle. The record is from RefSeq and is a predicted model, not a curated record.